Messenger RNA from Penicillium bovifimosum, 231 nucleotides. RefSeq lists its product as uncharacterized. NCBI's taxonomy places the organism in Eukaryota, Fungi, Ascomycota, Eurotiomycetes, Eurotiales, Aspergillaceae. Bases 1 to 231 code for a protein of 76 amino acids. The record is from RefSeq and is a predicted model, not a curated record. The transcript has a single exon.
AUGGCGAGGGAUCACUCCAUUAGCGCUUCCUCCUCCCGUCCGUACAAAGAUGCAGAAGACAUCCUAGAGCACCUUGAGAGACCGCACGCCUCAUUCCUCACAGUGGUCAACGGAGUCAACUGUGCCCUGCAAACUUUAUCUAACCCAGACAUCUCGGGCGCCAAACAGAAGAAGCUGUCGAUGGUUGAGCUGCACAUCGUUGAGGCUGCUAAGCAAGCUACGUCAGCUUGA